Molecule: messenger RNA, 1278 nt
Organism: Schistosoma curassoni
Lineage: Eukaryota; Metazoa; Platyhelminthes; Trematoda; Strigeidida; Schistosomatidae
Source: the annotation of a GenBank genome assembly
AUGACCAAUUAUCGAACAGAAUUACGUAUACCUGUUGAACGAAAUAAUAAAUCAAUAAUCAAUGAUGAUUACUUUACAUUUGAUGAUAAUUCAAUGUUAACAUUAAAUGACAAUUGGAAAUAUAAUAAUAGUAAUAAUAUAAAUAAUUGGGAUUCACGUAGUCGUCAUACAUCAAGUAAUGAUUAUAUUUCACAUGAUAUCCCAUGGAAUAAACGUUUACGUACAACUUCUGCUGAUCCUACAAGAUAUAACAAUGUAGAUUAUCUAUAUGAUGAUAUGAAACGUAGAAUGGAAGAACGUCGUAGACGAUGGAAUGAAGAAUUUAAAUUAUUGAAUAAUGAUAUGUUAUUACCUAGUCGAUUAAAAAGUUCAAAUGAUAUAUUUAGUAGUAGAGAAACAAUAAAUUCUCCAAAUUCACAUGAUAUUAUAUCAAAAAAUCCUUCAUCAAGUGGUUAUGAACAAUUUCCAGAUGGAAGUGUACAUUUUGUAUCAAAUUUUAAUCUUUCUGGUUAUGAUCCAGAAUUACUUAAAGUAUUUGUACGUGAUGGUAAAUUAAUGGUAGUAGCUAAAACUGAACAUAAUCAUUCUACUAACAGUCUUAAUACAACUUUAAAUACAAAUAAUACAAAUAAUAAUUCUAUAUCAUCUUUUCGUGAAUAUACUCAUUCAUUAAAUUUACCUCCAGGUGUAGAUGAUGAAAAACUUUCUGCUGUUUUAUCACUUAAUGGUGUAUUAACUGUUAGUUGUCCUAUGAAACCACCAUCAUUUUCAUCAUCAACAAAUUUACAAUCACCAUAUUCUGAAAAUUUAUCAGAUUCAUUUUGGAAUAAUCAUCAUCAAUAUUAUCGUCAUCAUUAUCGAUCACCAACUAUGAAACCACAGCAACAAUAUUCAAGAAAAAUUGACUUGAAAUCACCUAAAUCUAAUUAUUCUUCACGUUCUUCACAUUCAGAUUAUGAUAUUAUAUCACGUGAUCAACAAGACUAUCAGAGUCGUCAUCCUUCUUCUUCAAUUCAACUACAACAACAACAACAACAACGAAAACAUAGAUUUCGUUUAGAACUACCAAUUGAUUCAGAAUAUUCACCAGGAGAAAUACAAAUUAAAACUUUGAAUCGUCGCAUUUAUAUUAAAGCACGUCAUGAAGAACGAGCUCCUAAUCGUACUUCUGUAAGAGAAUUUUCUAAAGAAUACGACAUUCCGGAUAAUAUCGAUCCAGAAAGUCUUACUGCUAAAUUUAGUAAUGGAAUAUUAUAUAUUGAAGAACCAAUUGUUUAA